Molecule: messenger RNA, 5363 nt
Organism: Brassica rapa (field mustard)
Lineage: Eukaryota; Viridiplantae; Streptophyta; Magnoliopsida; Brassicales; Brassicaceae
Product: WUSCHEL-related homeobox 13
Molecular function (GO): DNA binding; DNA-binding transcription factor activity
Source: RefSeq, a predicted model, not a curated record
AAGAGUAGUAUUCUUUUGUGUGUUACAUAAAGCUAUAGAGUCAAUGUUGUUCACCUUAUUUUCCUUUGGAGAUGACGACGCAGCCACCGAUGCUACGAUUCCAUCGUGACAAACCGCAUUAUCUUUCUUGUAAACUCGGUUCCAUUUCCUAAUCUCUGUAGCAAAAUGUUUGGUUAUCAUCAAUGUAAUAUUUCAGUGAAAUACUGUAAAUAUCCAGUUAUGGAAAGUAGCAUUUUAACUGUUAUACAUACUACGAAUCAAAUCCUCCAACGAUCAACUUCUAAUUUAGGAAACUAAAUAACCAUUUGAUUCAGAUAGUUUCCUUAAGUUUCAUAUUACCGUUUUAUUUAAAAUAUCUUUAUCGUUUUUGUUCUUGGCACUAAUAUUAAAACUUCAGUACUUCCUCUGUUUCCUUCAUUCACACAGAGACAAAAGAGAGUGAAGAGGAGACGAAAACUCUGACAAAAGAGAUGAUGGAGUUGGAUAAUCAGCAGCAACCCAACCCAAUGAAGGUGAUGACCGACGAGCAGCUUGAAACUCUGAGGAAACAGAUUGCUAUCUACGCCACCAUUUGUGAACGUCUCGUUGAGAUGCACAAAACCCUCACUUCUCAACAAGAUCUUGCAGCAGGAGGGAGGAUGGGAGGUCUAUAUACAGACACAAGUAUUUGUCAAAAGAUGACAGCUAGGCAGAGGUGGACUCCGACGCCAAUGCAGCUUCAGAUUCUGGAGCGUUUAUUCGAUCAAGACACAGGAACACCGAGCAAGCAAAAGAUCAAAGACCUAACCGAAGAGCUUAGCCAACACGGUCAGAUUGCUGAACAAAACAUCUGCAAUUGGUUCCAGAACCGGCGUGCUCGUUCCAAGAGGAAGCAGCAUUGUGGUGUUGGUUCUUCUAACAACAAAAAUGGUGAGGGUGAGGUAGAGACUGAAACUGAGACAUUGAAUGAGAAGAGAAAGAGACCAGAAAGUCUUCUUGUUCAAACUGAUGGAAACAACAAUAACAAUGACAUUGGGACAGCAACUGCUACUAGUCCUAGGCCUGAAGAUCUUUGCUUCCAGAGCCCUGAGAUGAGCUCUGAUCUUCACUUGCUAGGAGUCCAAUCAAACACAAGGGAUGAGCAUCUUGUUGAAAGCUACAACCUUUAUGAUCAUGUUGAAGAUUAUGACAUGUCAGGCUGAUUAAUGGUCAAGAAAACUUCUAUUUAUCAGAGAUUAAAAGGAAACAGAUUUCAUAGUCAGCCUUAAGCAGUUUUAGACUUUAUUUUAUUUUAUAUUUUCUGGGGCUUUUAAUAGUCCUUUUUUCAUGGAAUGUUGAAUGGUCUCUUAGAGCUUUUAUGCAUGCUUUGAUAUUAUUAAUUAUAAUACUAUUAACAAUAACAAUAAGAAAAACUGAUUCAGUUUUAGUUUAGUUGAAAACAUGCAAACCUAGCAAAACUUUGUAAUACCCCUUCUCAAUUUCUUCAUCACUCACAUUGUGUAAGAGCAAAGUCUCUAUAACCAAAUCCUCCUGAUCAAUUUCAGACCCUCUCUUCCUUUUCUUCCUACUAUGUUCAAGCUCCAAACACAACUCACUUCCACUAACUUUGUCACAAGGAUGUUGUAUCGCAUCAAUUCUCAACUUAGCCGCCUUAAUCUUUUCUCUACGUCUCUGAACCAAACCACAACCCUUUAUGUAAGAAGGAGGCAAAUCAUCAUCAAGCCCUACAUCUUUCUCCAACACUUCCUUGAGUGUAAGUCUUUGGCUCAUCUUAGAUCUCCCCUUCCACCAAUCUUCACUAGAAACCAUCUCAAAACCCAAUCUUCUAUCUUCGCCAUCAUCAUCAUCAUAUAUUUGAGUAUCUUUCACCCUUUGAUCUGCAAGAUUCUCAUCUGUGAUUCUACAUUACGUGCAUUUUCCUGUGUACUUACUACAUUCAUCCAUGGAUGUUCCAACUUCCAAGCAAUGUUGAGCAGUAGGUCGUUUCUAACUCUGCAAACUCUUUGCUUCUGGAAGCUUGUCCUUAUCAACCAGUAACCAAUCCAUUGGCCAAUACUUCAACCUCUUGAUCCUCUUUAAGUCCCCAUGUCUGUCAAAAUAGUAUUUUGACCUAUCGCUCCUCCAAUAGCAAUCUGCUCAGAAUCUGGUAGGUUAGCUAAAGGAACGAACUUUAUAUUACUUUGCUUACUCUAGCUAUCUAAGUUCUAAUACCACACAUUUCACAAGUUCUUCCAACGAUCAAAAUAGGCUUUAGAGCUCAUUGAAACAAGCAAACCGAAUCUUGGUUUCCACUUUCAUCUACAGAUACAAUCUCUACGUUAUUCCUAAUGAUGACUGCAAAGCUUUGAGGUUUGAACUUUGGAGCUCAAUGAAACAGUAGCAAUAAGAUGGUGAAAGCUUUUAAAUUUGGGCUAUUACUUGGGCUCACUAAUGGAAAAAGAAAACCCAUACUCCAUCUAUUCUAUAAUAACGGCAUGGCAGUUGCAUCGAUCGUUAUGUGACGCCAUGUAUUUAUAUUGACACUAACGUUUCACGACUCAAAAGUCAGCACAAGUUUGCGCGCCGACAAUGACAUGAAGCUUGCGUUACGAACAUGGGCACAUAUAGUACACGUAACAAGCAUGAGGUCAUGACUUUGACUCGUUUAUGGCUUUGCAUGUUCAACUCUUUGAAGUCUUUUUCUUUUCUUUUCAACUCAACUCUUUGAAGUCUCAAACUGCGUUUUAUGGGCAUUUAUGUUUUGUCAGCCAUUGGUACUUCAACAGAGUCCAAAAGGACCAUUCACCCGAUUCCUCUUAUCAUUUUUUUUAUAUUUGAUAUAUGCAUUGAGUUAUAUCUUGGUUUAGCUGUAACUGCAUGGACUUUUAUCAUUUUAUAUGUAAGAUCAAUCUACUCGUGUUGUAUUGAUCCUUGUCCAUACACAAAAGGAUACAUGUUUACUUAUAGAAACACGUACUUUAAACAAAACAAAGGACAACAUCUUUAGCAUUUCUACAUGUGUAAAACAAACAACAAAUAAUGAUAAAUUUCUUCUAGUUAAAAGUUCAUUAAUGUUUCUAAGAAUGUAUAGAUUUUGAAAUUAAAAAAUAUGAAUAAGCAAAUUAAUGAAGAAAAUGUUUACAAAAGAUUUUCAGUAUGGUGUAAAAAAUAUCGUCAAGCAAAAUUUUUAUAGGACGCUUAGGUGGUGUAGCCAGACAUUAAUUCUCAAAAAAUACUGGUGAAAUUGUCGAUUAUAAAAUUAAUAAUAUAUAUUUAUUUUUUUGAACACCUAAUAAUAUUUUUUAUAGUUUGUAAUAUCAUCAUUAUCCAGCUUUAAAAAAAAUAGGCAUUAUCAGAAAAUAUGGAUCAAUUCAUUGAUGCUCAUAUCUUCAAUAUAAUUGACAUUUUUCCAUUAUUUCUUGUUUUCCCUUUUAAAAUGUUAUAGUUAAUGCUUCCAGCCUCCUCCAUUAUUGUUUGUUUUCUUUUUGUUCCUGUGUGUGAGUGUAUGCUUAUUUUAAUCAUUGGUUUAUUAACUCGGUUUGCUUUUUUUUCAGUUUUAGUGGUUCAAUAAAAGACGUUAAGACUCACAUCACACGUAUUCACACACCAAGGGUUAUUCCAUUGCAAGUGUACAAUUCAUUUGAAACUUGUUAUUAGUCUCGUAAGUUCCAAUCCAUCUUGGUCAAACACGUAUUCAUAUCUUUUGGUAUUCUUCUCGAUGCCAAAGAGAAGAAGUGAAUUGAAAAUAGAGAAUAAGUGAAUAAAGAGUCUAGUCGAAGUAGGUUUAGGUAAAAAAGUAACUUAUACCUUUUCAUGAUGAGUUCGUCAAACUAGACCUAUAAAGAGUGCCCACACCUAUCUUUUCUCUGCUUGGUUUCUUAAUAGUAUACGGCAAAUCGCAAUUUGAUUCUUAUUUAUAAUUAUGGGGAUGAUUUGGUACACGAUUACGAUAUUUCCAAAUCUAUUAAUAUCUAAAAUGAAUUUUAUUUGAUAGUAAUUGUUAAUUGGAACCACCGUAUUUAUGUUGACACAUGUUCCUAACUUUCUAAGAUCUCAUGUUACUUACAUAGGAUGUUUUAGAUAUUUUUGGUCAUCAUGUAACUUUUAUUAGAGAUUCUAAUAACUAUUUAUCAUUUUGUAAAAAUAGUGUACUUUCUGAUAACCAUGAAUUAGUUUUGUUUUUUUAUCCAACAAUACAGUCAAUAAAAACCUCCAGAUGAAAAAACACACCUAAAUAUUCAAAGUUAAAAUAAUAUACUACAAUUACCUUAUACAAAUUAAAAAAGAUUUUAAAACAUCCAAGCUGGAUAAAUCAAUCUUUUACUCUUAGUAAAGAUGCAAAUAUGUUCAGCUUUAUGGAUACUUCAGUCUCCUUUUUCAAUUCUUUUGUAGAAGUUGUAAAACUACUUUUUCCUUUUCAUACAACUUUUCUAUCGAUAUGACAUGGAUUUAACAAUUAUCUAUUUAUACUAUUUAAUUAUCUGCAAAUUAGGCAUAUAUGUAUAUAAGUAUAGAUGUGUAUGUGUGCGUCUAUUAUUACUAAUUGGAUCAGAUUCUUUCUUCCUCUCUAAACAACAACAGAUUCUUUCUUCCUCUUUAUCUUCACCACUUUCACGUUUCAUCUUUCUCUCCAAACACUCCAACUCAAACAACAUGACACGCUCCUCUAGAUUCCUUGGAACUGAGUCGGCGCCGCCACCGCCGGAAGAAAUACUAGCCGCCGAAACCGACAUGAUUGUGAUACUCUCAGCUCUUCUCUGCGCUCUCAUAUGCGUAGCCGGCUUAGCCGCCGUAGCUCGAUGCGCCUGGAUCCGCCGUCUGGCCGGCGUUAACUCCUCCGCCGUAGGAGAAUCUCCGCCGCCGAACAAAGGUCUCAAGAAAAAAGCGCUUCAGUCCCUCCCUAAGUCAACCUUCACCGCCGCAGACUCGCCGAGCUCCUCCUCCGGAGAGGGAGAAUCAACCUCCGAGUGCGCCAUAUGCUUAAUGGAGUUUUCAGACGGAGAAGAGAUCAGGAUAUUACCCUUAUGCAGACACGCCUUCCACGUGGCGUGCAUAGAUAAGUGGUUGACUUCUCGGUCGUCGUGUCCUUCUUGUCGUAGAAUUUUGGUUCCGGUGAAGUGUGAUCGGUGUGGCCACCACGAUUCCACGGCGGAGACUCAUGGCAAAGAUCAGCCUCCUCGUCAUCAACAUCCUUCACAGUUCAGUUCCGCCAAUAUUCCUUCUUUUCUUCCUUAAAACGUUCUUUUUUACUUUCUCUAUUUUACAAAUUUGUGAAAAAUUAUCGGCAAUAAUUAAGAAAAGUAUAAGUAUUAAUUAACUAGGGGUCUUUUAGUUACUUCGAUUUUUAUCCUCUGUAAGACUGUAACACUGUUCUGAAUCUGAAUCAGUCCGAUGCGUGUUUACAA